AUGGAGCAGGAGGCGCGGCAGCUGGAGGCCGAGUUCCUGCAGCGCGUGCAGUGGCGGCCGCGGUCGGUGAGCGGCUGGAGCCUGCCGCGGCUGCUGUGGUACCUGGUGUUCCUGCAGCCCGUCAUCACCGAGGUGCACCUGCGGCGCAAGAACGUCAAGUUCCUGUUCAUCCGCUUCAGCGCCUGGCAGUACGAGGGCUCCGACAAGCUGUGGGCCGGCCUGGUGACCACGCUGUGCGAGGGCAUCCGCCACCACUACGGCCCGCUGCCCUUCAGCGUGUACUCCGUGCUGGGCAACAAGCCGGCCACGUCGCAGGGCUUCGGCCAGCGCGAGUGGCACUGCCGGCGCCGCGUGUGCCUGGCGCUGGCGGCGCUGCUGGCGGCGCUGGGCCUCGGCGUGGCCCUGCUCUACCUGUCGCUGGGCUCGCACGCGCUGGUGCCGGGCGCGCACGGCAGCGCCAUGCGCGUGUUCGGCGGCGCGGCCACCACGCUGUCGGGCUCGGGCCUGCUCAUGGCCGUGUACUCGGUGGGCAAGCACCUGUUCGUGAGCCAGCGCAAAAAGAUCGAGCGGCUGGUGUCGCAGGAGAAGUUCGGCAGCCAGCUGGGCUUCAUGUGCGAGGUGAAGAAGGAGGUGGAGCUGCUCACCGACUUCCUGUGCUUCCUGGAGAUCUACCAGCGCUGCCGGCUGCGCAUCGUGCUGGAGGUCACGGGGCUGGACACGUGCUACUCGGACCACGUGGUGGGCGUGCUCAACGCCAUCAACACGCUGCUGUCCGACAGCCACGCGCCCUUCAUCUUCAUCCUGGUGGUGGACCCCAGCAUCCUGGCCGCGUGCCUCGAGAGCGCCGGCUCCAUGAAGGGCACGGCCGACAACGGCUACCUCUUCCUCAACCGCACCGUCACGCUGCCCUUCUCCGUGCCCGUCAUGGGCCACCGCACGAAGCUGCAGUUCCUGCACGACGCCGUGCAGAGCCGCGACGACCUGCUGUACCGCGAGAUGACGCGCCAGCUGCGGCCGCUGAGCCCCGGCGGCGACGAGGGCGCGCAGCUGCUGGCCGUGGAGAUGCAGGCGGCGGGGGCCGAGCGCUCGCAGAGCCUCAUCGACGCCGAGGCGGCGCGCCGCAUCCAGGAGGCGCUCUUCUGCCUGCACGACGAGCGCGACUGCCUCUACGAGUACGUGCCCGACAACCUGGUGUUCAUGCGGCGCAUCGUCAACACCGUGCCCAUCACCCUGCGCCUCCUGCAGCAGCAGCAACAGCGGCAGGACCUGGUGGGCCCCACCCCGCGCCAGGCCGUGGCCUGGGUGGUGCUCGCCAACCAGUGGCCCUGCCGCCUGAGCUGGGCGCUGCAGUGCCUGGAGGACCGGCAGCAGGCCGGGGGCGCGCCCGACGCCCGCGCGCGCCUCUGGGACGUGUUCCGCGACAACAGCCGGGAGCUGCACUCGCUGACCAAGGAGCUGCACAACGUGCUGGACCUGGACGGCGACCCCGAGCUCUUCCAGCGCUUCCUGAGCGCCGACUUCCCCUUCACCGUGGCCGAGGCGCAGAACCUGCUGCGCUGCACCGUCAACCUGGACCACUCCAUCCGCCGCCGCAUGGGCCUUCUGCGGGCCGUGCUAGCGCUCAAGCCGCCCAGCCCGCCCAAGUCCCCGGCCGGCGGCGACGCCCCCCACGCUGCGAACGGGGCCAACCACCCCCCUGCUCCCGCGGCCUGCGCCGCCAACCACGACCCCCGGGCUGUCCGCGCUGCCGCCAGAGCCAACCAGGCCGGAGAGGACGCGCACCCCCGCAUGACGCAAAGGAACAAGCCCAGACCCGUGGCUUGA
Messenger RNA from Pipistrellus nathusii (Nathusius's pipistrelle), 1824 nucleotides. The record is from the annotation of a GenBank genome assembly. Lineage: Eukaryota; Metazoa; Chordata; Mammalia; Chiroptera; Vespertilionidae.